This is a messenger RNA of Perkinsus marinus ATCC 50983, 550 nucleotides long. RefSeq lists its product as hypothetical. The record is from RefSeq and is a predicted model, not a curated record. NCBI's taxonomy places the organism in Eukaryota, Perkinsozoa, Perkinsida, Perkinsidae. Gene Ontology annotation, biological process: proteolysis. Gene Ontology annotation, molecular function: serine-type carboxypeptidase activity. The transcript is spliced from 5 exons. The annotation marks the transcript as partial.
GUGAGACGCCCGCGUUUCUCCAUCUUCGUUCUCUGAAUGGCGGCGGGGUCUUGUGUCCGUACAGCAAGGGUAAACUGGAAGCCGGAUACAUAACCAUUGGCGUGUUUAGGAAGAAAAAGUACUUCUAUGCGGUCAUGGAAGCCGAAGACGUAGAUCCAUCAUUGGCGCCGACCUUCUGGUAUAUGGCCGGUGAACCGGGCAGUAGCAGCUUGGGAGAGGCCAUGAUGUUAAAUGGACCAUGCAGGAUGUCUCCUAACGGGGAAGAGCUUCUGGAUAAUACAUACUCGUGGACUAAGCAAGCCAACGGCAUUUGGAUCGAUGCACCUGGACCUACCGGCUUCAGCGUGGGCCCGAUAGAGUCCACCUUGGAGAAGUUUAUAGACAACAUGCUCGAUAUAAUGAAGACUGGCCUGGGGGUCUGUAAAGCAGCUGUCGACAAGUGCAAUUCUAAUGGACCUGGGAAGCCUGCUAAGCCCGUUUUCUGCCAAGAAGCUUUUGAUACCUGUGAAGCAUUAACGAUGAACCGUAUGGACGCAGCACGCAAGAGCAU